AUGAGCUCCCGGGCACUCAGCUGGCUGCGCACUUCGCUGGCGAAGCAUCCUGCCGCACGUCCCAACGACUUUUCCCCCACGCGCCUGCGGUCUCGACAUGGUGGGCGACAAGUUGCUGGUUUCUCGGCCUCCAGCUCAUGCAAUAAGGAAAUUGGGCGUCGGGCAAAGGAAAAGCAGCUGGACCGAGAAUUUUUCUUAAGCCUGCUAAGCUCGGCGUCGACAAAGCGAGAGGCAAAGCAAUAUCUAUCUCGCUUUAAAAAUGCGACGAAGUCAGCCUCGGCCACCGAAGGAAGCCCGAAGGGCUCAUCGUCUCUACCAUCACCCACUGGGGUAAACCUCGGUUCAUUUUACGGUGCAUCCAGAGCAGUGUCUGAAAGCCCUGUAUUCCGACAAGAUACGACACCCGCCCCAAAGUUUGAGGAAUCCCCCGAGCAGCUUCACUUGGCUCUGGUCAACCGUAUUUCGACUGCAAUUGAUAAACAGCCGGAUUCAAAGUCGUUCGUUCUGGACUCGGCUCUGACGAUCCCCACAAAAUAUCCAAACCUUCUCGAGAUCGAGUCUCGUAAAACCAUCCUAGCCCUUCUCCGUGAUUCACACGUGCUGGUGGUACCGCCGAUAGCAUAUACCGAGGAAAGUCCAAAGGCUGUUCUGGUAUCUGCAGAUGACGCGGUUCUCGCUCUCACCAAAGAAUUUGCUGGGUUGUCAAUCCGCCCGGAUCCGGACGAAGAUGCAGAAGUCACCGCUCAGCGGAUUUUUGCUUUGCAAGAGGAGGUUUCUUUGGAUCGACAAGAAUUCAACGAUAUUCGAGAGGAGCUUCUCCGGCAAAAAGAUGCAUUCAUUGGAGAGAAAAACACGGGCAACGAGGAUCUCGAAACAGCUCGCUCGCUCCUGGAUAACAGUGUUUUCUCUAGAAUUGAUGGCCAUGUUCAAAAUCUGGAGUUGGCUCAAAAGACACUUGCAUUGCUCCCCUCGACCGCCUCUGGCGUGAUCACCUCGCCAUAUGAAGUUGCCAACUCCUCUCGGCAACCUCAUGCUGCGUCGGAGCUGUCGGCAGUAGGGACCCGGCGCCAGCGCAACCCUCUUAUCCACAAUCUCCUCACCGACAAGCCCCUCUUGUCAUCAUCUUUACCCCCUGCACGGCGCGUGAAUGCCAUUUCCAAACUCAACCAAAUAGAGACACAUACCCCGCAUACUACAUUCAUCAAACGCGGCAUGCCUCUCACCCUUCUCCCAGACCCAUUCGUGCAGGCUUGGAGUGCUCGUAAUCAGCCACGCUUAAAACUGGACCAUCCGUCAAUUGACCUCCCUCGGCUUGUUCAUCUUAUCGAGGACUCCUUUGACCGGAAACUUGAUGUUCAAAACUACCUUGACCGAGUAAAUGACCGUAUCGCUGGUCUUAUCGUGGCUGGGGAAUAUGAAGGCGGAGCCAUUCUUACUUGGGAGACACCACCUGGAGUGGCCGACGAUGGCAGCGAAGAAAGUGCUGCUCGGAUGGUGCCAUACUUGGACAAAUUUGCUGUUCUCAAGCGGAGUCAAGGCGCGGGCGGCGUUGCCGAUAUUGUCUUUAACGCGAUGGUACGCACCUGCUUUCCCAAUGGAGUCUGCUGGCGCAGCCGCAAGGAUAACCCGGUCAACAAAUGGUACUUCGAGCGGUCUGCUGGCACAUGGAAACUGUCUGACAGUAACUGGACUAUGUUCUGGACUACACCGAAUCUCCCGGAAGAUUCACGUCGGUUCCAGGACUACGAGGCCGUGUGUCGGAGUAUUCAGCCUAGCUGGGCGGAUAACAAAAGUGUCGUUGAUUGA
Messenger RNA from Penicillium chermesinum, 1806 nucleotides. RefSeq names its product acetyl-CoA:L-glutamate N-acetyltransferase (gene arg2). Gene Ontology annotation, cellular component: mitochondrial matrix. Gene Ontology annotation, molecular function: arginine binding; L-glutamate N-acetyltransferase activity, acting on acetyl-CoA as donor. The coding region runs from base 1 to 1806 and encodes 601 amino acids. Gene Ontology annotation, biological process: L-arginine biosynthetic process. The record is from RefSeq and is a predicted model, not a curated record. The transcript has 5 exons. NCBI's taxonomy places the organism in Eukaryota, Fungi, Ascomycota, Eurotiomycetes, Eurotiales, Aspergillaceae.